Molecule: messenger RNA, 843 nt
Organism: Sclerotinia borealis F-4128
Lineage: Eukaryota; Fungi; Ascomycota; Leotiomycetes; Helotiales; Sclerotiniaceae
Source: the annotation of a GenBank genome assembly
AUGAACGUCCAAUCCGAACUCGAUGCCCUAACAGCCCUAACAACAAGCAUCAAAGCAAAAGCCUCAGAAAACGAGAAACGCAUUAAAUCCAUGGUACGCCAGUUCCACACGAAAGAAAUCCAAGCCAAAAAGAACGGAACUGGAGAUCUCGACCGCAUCGGUAUACACCGGGAAAAUCUCAAUGCGCUCAUGGCAAAUGCAUUGCAAUUGAAGCUGGCGACCCGAGUCCUGGAGACGACGCGUGAUCUGAUUCGGACUACGGAUCGGGCGUCUAAGGGUGGGGAGGCGGCUAUACUUUUGUCGGGGACUAAUGUGGAUAAUGUGCGAAUUUGUUCAAGAGGAAAUGUAGUACUAGGUGAGAACAUCUUCACAUGUCCGACCUACACGGAACACGAAACACCGGCUGGAACCAUCCAGACAACAUGGAGCAUAAAACCCCCCAAAGAAAACUUCUUGAGGCUUCUCGACCAACUCAAAGCCGCCAGUAUCGAACUCAUAUCCUCGCACGAACGAAAGUCUAUCGAAGCUGGGAAAACUGCACUUGCCAAUGCCCUUGAUGAGAAAGAGAAAUGCGAUACCGAGAGCUUCCCGGUGUUGGCAGACCCCCCGGAGGAUGAGACGUCUCUGAAAAAAGGGUGGAGGAAACACACCAAGAGGAUUGAGAUGUUGGAGACGGAGUUUAAGGGGAAGGAGAAACAGUUGGAGGAUGCAACUAAAUUCAAUAAGGGUUAUGUGAAUGAUGUAGAGAGGCUGGUGAGGCAAUUGGCUUUGAGGAUGAAGAAUGAAAGGCCGAGAGAGACCGUUGUGUAUAGGGAUUUCUUGAUGGAGAUUCUUCAGAUGUAA